AUGGCAAAAAAAUAUGCAAUUGAAUCCUUUGACAGAGUACUUAGAGAUUUGCUGAAUUCUGAUCAAAUAUUUGGUGGAAAACUCAUUGUUUUCGGUGGAAAUUUUCAACAGACUUUACCAAUCGUCCACAAAGAUCAAAGAGAAGAUUACAUUUCUGCAUCUCUCAUCAACUCAUAUAUUUGGCCACACCUCCAAAAGAUUCGAUUGACUGAAAAUAUGAGAGCAAUUCUCGAUCCAUCAUUCUCAGAUUUUCUGCUCAAUAUUGGAAAUGGCACACAAGCAACCAUUGCAGAUGACAAGAUACAAUUGCCUUCUUCUAUAAUUGUCUCUUUCAUUAACGAUGAUCAACAAUCCUUGCACAUUUUGAUAGACACUGUUUAUCCAUCUCUAUCUAGCUUUUGCCCUCAUAAUUCAACUCUCAUUAACAGAGCCAUUCUCAGUACAACAAAUGAUAUUGUGCGCGAAAUCAAUCAAAUUUUGAUUCAGAAGUUCCCUGGAGAAGAAAUCAAAUAUAUCAGCUUCGAUGAGACAAUAGAUCCAACAAAACAAGCUGAUCACGGUGACUUCUUAAAUACUAUCCACCCCCCAGGAUUACCUCCGCAUUUGUUGAUUUUGAAACCAAAUUGCCCAGUUAUUCUCCUAAGAAAUCUGAAUCCAGCACAAGGACUAUGCAAUGGAACCCCCAUGAUAUGCUUAAAUUUUAACAAAAACAUCAUACAUGCACAGAUUUCGGUUGGAAUUCAUUCUGGUAAACAGGUUUUCAUUCCUCGCAUUCCAUUGCACAGUUCUAAUGAUGAGUCAUAUCCAAUACCUUUCAAGCGUACUCAGUUCCCAAUUUCAUUAUGUUUUGCCAUGACAAUUAAUAAAUCACAGGGACAAACACUUGAUUUUGUAGGAUUAUAUUUGAAAGAACCAGUAUUUUCACAUGGCCAAUUAUAUGUUGCAUUAUCAAGGGCCAGAACUGCUAAUGAUGUUAAAAUUUUACUCAGACGCAUUGCUUCUGAUUCUUUGUCCAGCAUGGAUGACAAAUGCACUCCUGUGAAUAGUUUGACAAAUAAAUCAAAGGUGGUUCUACUGGAGUUGAACUUGCUGCAGAAAUUGCUCCAAAAUGGAACAGAAGACAAUACUUUUCCCCAGUGGACCUUCUUUGGGAGAAGAAUUCAUCAUCCUCGUCGGAACCCAUGUUGUUUGCAGCACCAUUUCUGUAGUCUUGGUGGAAAUGGUGGUGCUGCUGCUAUUGACGUGGCAGCGGCGGCAACGGUUGGAGCUCCGGCGAGCCUAGCCGUUGAUACUGAAGUGAAGCUAAAACUAAAGCUGAAGGGACAGUAUUAUGGUGAUCUUCUGAGCUCUGAGGAACAUUAG
Coffea arabica (coffee) is the source of this 1362-nucleotide messenger RNA. RefSeq lists its product as uncharacterized. Gene Ontology annotation, biological process: telomere maintenance; DNA repair. Lineage: Eukaryota; Viridiplantae; Streptophyta; Magnoliopsida; Gentianales; Rubiaceae. Gene Ontology annotation, molecular function: DNA helicase activity. The record is from RefSeq and is a predicted model, not a curated record.